This is a messenger RNA of Brassica oleracea var. oleracea, 1254 nucleotides long. RefSeq lists its product as uncharacterized. Lineage: Eukaryota; Viridiplantae; Streptophyta; Magnoliopsida; Brassicales; Brassicaceae. The record is from RefSeq and is a predicted model, not a curated record. The transcript has 2 exons. Bases 1 to 1254 code for a protein of 417 amino acids.
AUGACGGAUCUGAUCCUAGACAUGCCAAGAAAGUGGCAACUAUAUGACAGGGUUAGAGGAGUUGCUCUCUCUAAAGAUAGGUUUCAGUUUAUCUUCAAGUAUGAACAUGACUUGAUAGAUAUUUUGAACAGAGGAGUUCACACUUCUAACCAGUGGUCGCUAGCGAUGGAAAGAUGGGUCGAGAGACCUCCGCCUGAUUUCUUGCAGUUCAUUGAGGUCUGGGUCCAAAUGAGGAACAUACCGGUUAACCACUAUACGAAGGCGGCGCUUACUGACCUUGCAGAGUUUGCUGGUCAAGUCAUCGAAGUUGCUUUUGAUCCAAACAAACCGCAGACCAAAGAUUAUAUAAGAGCUAAAGUCAGGUUUGAUGUCUCCAAGCCUCUUAGACGGUUUAAAACUGUUAAUGUUCCUAGUGGGGAGGUUGUGAAAAUAUUGUAUGAUUAUGAGAGACUUCAAAAGAGAUGCUACACUUGCCAAAGAUUGACGCAUGAACAGAGUUCCUGUCAUAUCUUCCAAGCUGCCAAGGCUGCUGUUGUGCUCAAAGAAAAAGGAUCAGUCUGUCUUCAGAAGCCUUUGAUGGAGAAAAUUAUUAAAGAGGAUGAUCCUCUUUUUGGAGUGGUUAUGGAAUCUCAAGUUGGUAUUAAUCCUCAGAAUGGGAAGCCAAAAAUUGCGGAGGAAGUGUUAGAAGGAAUGAGACAGUACUUGGUGGAUGCUGAAGGAGCUGAGAAAAUGGCAAGAAACGAAAGAAUCAAGUGGUCCUUAAAAGAAGUAGAGCAGGAUCCGAUCGCUCAGAAAACCUUUCUCAGGCUUGAACCGAGGCAAAAAGAACUCCCAAAAGAUGUGAUUUCUCAUGGAGGAAGCAAGCUUAUGGCAUCUGCCAUUAGAGCUGGUAAUGCGAUGUCUUUGGAACCUAGAAACAUGGGGAUGAUGUCUGAUGCUGGUGCCUUUUCUGAUUCUGCUACUGGUAGUUGGAAUCCUAGAGGUCCUACGGGUUAUAACAUUGGCAUCUCUGAUGUUUGUUCUUCCGGGUCCAAAGGGGGGAAAACUUACCAGAGGAGGAGGUCGGGUUCUUUUGUCAGAAAGGCUAGGGGAAAAUCUUUUAAGGUUGAAGCUUCUAGAGAAGGGAAGAUGAAAGAUAAAGCUCCAGCCGUUGCAGAGAAAAGGAAAAGUUCGAAUGAUGUGGAAACAUCUCAAUACUCACCAAGGUCUAAGAAACCAGCGGUGGUCCCAAAUGAGGGACCACCCAAUUUCUGA